AUGGCCUCAGAGAAGCGGGAUGACGCGACACAGCCGGCUGCCUCAGACCAAGGGCUGCCGGAACCCCCUGCCAUUCACCCGUCCUUCAUCCAGGUGGCCAAGCCGUAUGUCUUUGAGCAGACCAUACAGAAAUGUAUUGCGGCCAUGGGGGUGAAUCCCCUGCGCGAGGAAUCUCUGCGCCUGCAAGGGGUGACGUGGAUUGAUAACGUCCGCCGGGUGCUCUAUCUACCUAUCCGUACUUUCAACACUGCUGUGGUCUACUAUCACAAAUUCCGGCUGAUCCACCCCGACACGGAGUACAACUACAUGGAUGCUGCUGCGGCUGCCCUCUUCACAGCCUGCAAGAUCGAGGACACCCUGAAGAAGUCCCGCGAGAUUGUCUGCGCUGCGUACAAUCUCAAGCUGCCCCCAUCAGAGCACAUGGCUCCAGAUAACCCAGUUUUCGAGGCGCACGCCCGAGGCAUCAUUGGGCUAGAGCGACUCAUGCUCGAAGCGUCUGGCUUCGAUUUCCGAACCCGCCACCCACAAAAGACCCUGAUCAAACUAGCCCGACAUUAUGGCAUGAUGCCGCAGUCUGAGGUCUCCAACCUCGCCUACCGCAUCUCGCAGGAUCUGUACCGCACCUUUGCGCCCAUCAAGCAGACCAGUUCCACCAUGGCGUUUUGCUGCCUUGAGCUCGCAGGCCGUUUGCUGGACCAGCGCCUAGAGCCCGUGGAGCGGGGGCUUGAUUACGAGCAGUGGAAGACCAGCCGCGAGGAAGUCAUGGAAACCCUGUUCGAUUUGCUCGAGCUAUACACCCACAAUCGCGGAUCCACCUGCGUCGGCCCGCACUUCCCCGCCGAUCGAUUCCUCACCGUCCGCAUCCCCCUGAACAAGGAAGCCGAGGCCCAGCAGCUACCACGCUACACGCACUGGGUCGACGAGACCCGAGCGCCCCGAGCGCUCAACGGCGCCAGAGGCGGCCGGAACACCGCCGCCGCACAGAGAGAGAAAGACAAGGGCGGCGCGCCGCCGCUGCACCCCCUUACGCCCGUCGCGGCCAACGGGGAGCGGCCCAAGCCCGGCGAGCGCGGCCGCGACGGCGCAGUCCGCUUCAUGAUCGAUCCGGAAUGCGCGGAGGCGGAGAAGGCGCGGGUGGCGGAGUACUUCAAGGUCGAGAUGGAGGAGUACGAGGUCGAGGAAUGA
This is a messenger RNA of Aspergillus clavatus NRRL 1, 1185 nucleotides long. RefSeq names its product putative cyclin. Gene Ontology annotation, biological process: positive regulation of DNA-templated transcription, elongation; regulation of transcription by RNA polymerase II. Gene Ontology annotation, cellular component: nucleus; cyclin/CDK positive transcription elongation factor complex. The transcript has 5 exons. Bases 1 to 1185 code for a protein of 394 amino acids. Lineage: Eukaryota; Fungi; Ascomycota; Eurotiomycetes; Eurotiales; Aspergillaceae. Gene Ontology annotation, molecular function: cyclin-dependent protein serine/threonine kinase activator activity. The record is from RefSeq and is a predicted model, not a curated record.